AUGAAAGUGUGGCGAGAAACCAUAUACAUGCCCAUGUCCAAACAAAUCAUCCAUGCCUGCAUGAUCGAGCUGGAACAGCAUCGCGAAACUGGCAACGUGGAACUCUUCAACGUGCAGGCGACACUGCGCUCGCUCACCGACAUGUGCACAGACCGCAAAAAUUCGGAACAGCACCAACUGUACAUUGAUGAAUUUGAAACGCCAUGGAUCAAAAAUACCGACGACCAUUACAAAGCGCUGGGCCUGCGCCUCCUCGAAGGCGAGGAUCGCUCAGCCUAUCUGGUCCGCGUCACGGAGAUUUUGGAACAGGAAGAACAACGACUUCGCUCGGCAGUCCCGACCAUCAGCCAUGAGAAAAUUUUGGCCGUGUGCCACCGUUGCCUCAUUUCGAAUCACCAGGCCCAGCUCGAAACCCAAUUUCAGGUUUCCUUGGAGCGCGACAACCGCAAGGAUCUGUCUGCGUGCUACAAGCUGCUGUUGCGUGCCGAUUGUCUCGACGGUAUAACCAAUCUGUUCCAGGCCCGGAUGACAGCUGUGGGCAUGCAGGACGUCCAAGCCCUCGGUUGUUCUGCCGCGACACCCCCGAAUCCAACAGAUUUCAUUGCGCGCGUCGUGGACCUGCAUGCCAAAGGUCGCGAACUGACAAAUGAUUGCUUUCAAAGCAGCAGCAAAUUCAGUGAAUCAUUGGACCGGAGCUGUGCCACCAUCGUCAAUACCUCGCUUCCCAAACGCCUCUCGCCGGCCGAGCUACUGGCCAGGGGCUGUGACCUAGCCCUACGCAAGACCAAGGGUGCAGUCGAAGAGGAGCUGGAUAGCCGUUUGGAAGAUAUUAUGCUCAUCUUCUCUUUUUUACAAGACAAGGACGUGUUUCUCAAGUUUUUCACGAAAGCUUUUGCCAAGCGACUGAUUCAUGGCACCUCUGUUUCCGAAGCAAUGGAGGCAAACAUGAUCGGGCGCCUCAAAGCUGAGUGCGGCUUUGAGUACACCCUGAAGUUGCAACGCAUGCAUCAGGAUGUGCAGGUCUCCACAGACUUUCUGCGCAACUUUCGGCAGUCCAACAUGGGCCGAACCUUGCCCUUUUCCUUUGAGGCCUUGAUCCUGCGCACCAACGCAUGGCCCUUCGGCAGCAAUCCCCCAGCCAUUUUGCUGCCACCGCCCUUGAGCGACGCCAUUUACAAGUUUGAGCAGUUUUACACGCAUGCUCAUUCAGGUCGCAAGCUCAACUGGUUGUACCACGUGUCGACUGGAGACAUCAAAGCCAAGCUGCCCAAGGGAGUGUACGAGUUGAGUGCCACCACUUUUCAGAUGUGCACACUCUUGGCCUUUAAUACGCAAGAAUCAUUUUCGUCCAAGGACAUUCAGAAUCGAUUGGGCAUGUCCAAAAAGGAUGCAGAUCGUGUUCUUCAGUCCCUGAUUACAUGCCGGCUGCUGAUUGGACCUGAAACAAAUGACAAGGCUGCUGAUCUCGCGGAUGACGAACCGCUGACGCUCAACCUGCGCUUCAAAAACAAGAAGCGCAAGUUGAAGAUUUCCACCCCGCUCACCAAGGAAACGCAGUCGGAAACCGCGCAGACCCACAAGGCGGUCGAUGAAGAUCGCCGCAUGGUGUUGGAGGCCAUCAUCGUCCGCAUCAUGAAAACACGCAAGGCUCUCAAGUAUAAUGAGCUUGUACAGGUAUGGACGCUUGCCCCCAGUGACAUGCUUCACAGCUCAAACAAGAGCACGCUCAUGACCUCAUGA
Molecule: messenger RNA, 1740 nt
Organism: Monosiga brevicollis MX1
Lineage: Eukaryota; Choanoflagellata; Craspedida; Salpingoecidae
Exons: 11
Coding region: 1-1740 (579 amino acids)
Biological process (GO): SCF-dependent proteasomal ubiquitin-dependent protein catabolic process; protein ubiquitination
Cellular component (GO): SCF ubiquitin ligase complex
Molecular function (GO): ubiquitin protein ligase binding
Source: RefSeq, a predicted model, not a curated record